Aspergillus pseudonomiae is the source of this 254-nucleotide messenger RNA. RefSeq lists its product as uncharacterized. The transcript has 2 exons. Lineage: Eukaryota; Fungi; Ascomycota; Eurotiomycetes; Eurotiales; Aspergillaceae. The record is from RefSeq and is a predicted model, not a curated record. Bases 34 to 228 code for a protein of 64 amino acids.
UGCAGGUCCGCUUUUCUGCUCCACGUCGGUUUGAUGUUCAGGCGAUCUCAGCUGCACUUGUAUACGAGUCGGUGUUUUUCAGCUUUGGAAUAUCUUCAUGGUUAUUUGAUAUUCUAUCGGGGCAUGACUACUUCGAAGCGUUUCAUGACACCUACUACUCACAUAACGCUAACCAGGAGACGGUGCAGAAACUCUCUCGUACCUGUACUACCAAAUCAGACAAUAUAGUAUACCCACUGUCGCUGCUGCCUCAG